Messenger RNA from Fusarium odoratissimum NRRL 54006, 318 nucleotides. RefSeq lists its product as uncharacterized. The record is from RefSeq and is a predicted model, not a curated record. Lineage: Eukaryota; Fungi; Ascomycota; Sordariomycetes; Hypocreales; Nectriaceae. The coding region runs from base 1 to 318 and encodes 105 amino acids. The transcript has a single exon.
AUGAAUCAGCUAAAACUCCUUACCAGCAACAUGAGUUCGAUGCUGGCACCUAAUGCACUGAAGCGAAACACAUCGCAACUACCUGCUGUUAUCCAACACGCUAUCGAACUGACAGGCAACAUUGGAGAGCGGUAUCUGUGGGUUGGUAGGCUAUGUAUAGUCCAAGACGGGCCGCAGAAACAGUUUGAGUGUAUGCGCAUGGACGAGAUCUACUCCGGUGCUUAUGUGACAAUAGUCGCUGCUGCGGAGGGUGGACUGUUCAGGAACUAUGGCAAAAGUUCGAAGCGAUCCGUGAACAAAACCUCUCAUAAGUACUAG